This is a messenger RNA of Meira miltonrushii, 1284 nucleotides long. Its product is annotated as translation elongation factor Tu. Gene Ontology annotation, cellular component: mitochondrion. The transcript has a single exon. Lineage: Eukaryota; Fungi; Basidiomycota; Exobasidiomycetes; Exobasidiales; Brachybasidiaceae. Gene Ontology annotation, molecular function: translation elongation factor activity; GTPase activity; GTP binding. Gene Ontology annotation, biological process: mitochondrial translational elongation. The record is from RefSeq and is a predicted model, not a curated record. Bases 1 to 1284 code for a protein of 427 amino acids.
AUGAACGUCUGUCGAUCAGCACGUCAACAAGUUAACGUUCCCGCUUGCUUAUUCGCACAAAUCGGUAACACUCGUUCAUACGCCGCAGAAGCAGGAUCAAAGUUCGUUCGUAACAAGCCUCACAUGAACAUCGGUACAAUCGGUCACGUCGAUCAUGGUAAAACAACAUUAACUGCUGCUAUUACAAAAGUUUUGGCUGAAACUGGAGGUGGUAAAUUCGUCGAUUAUUCCGCAAUUGAUAAAGCACCCGAAGAAAAAGCUCGUGGUAUCACAAUCUCUACCGCUCAUGUCGAAUACGAAACUACAAAUCGCCAUUAUGCUCACGUUGACUGUCCCGGUCACGCAGAUUACAUUCGUAAUAUGAUCACUGGUGCCGCUCAAAUGGACGGUGCAAUCAUUGUCGUUUCUGCUACUGAUGGUCAAAUGCCACAAACUCGUGAACAUUUAUUAUUGGCACGUCAAGUUGGUAUUAAGAAAUUGGUCGUUUUCAUCAACAAAGUCGAUCAAGUUGACGAUAAGGAAAUGUUGGAAUUAGUAGAGAUGGAAAUGCGUGAUUUACUUUCCACUUAUGGAUUCGAAGGUGAUGAUACACCAAUCGUAAUGGGUUCAGCAUUGGCCGCUCUUGAUGGAAAAACACCUGAAGUUGGUGCAGAAGCAAUUGUUAAAUUGAUGAAGGCUACCGAUGAAUGGCUUGACUUGCCACCUCGUGAUUUGGAAAAGCCAUUCUUGAUGCCAGUUGAAGACGUUUUCAGUAUCGCAGGUCGUGGUACUGUGGUUACAGGAAGAGUGGAACGUGGUAAGAUCACAAAAGGUACAGAUGUCGAAUUGGUCGGUUUUGGACCAAGUAUCAAGACAACCUUAACAGGUGUUGAAAUGUUCCACAAAGAAUUGGGAGAAGCUCAAAGUGGUGACAAUGCUGGUAUGUUGUUGCGUGGUGUUAAACGUGAACAAAUUAAACGUGGAAUGGUCUUGAGUGCACCAGGUACAAUCAAACCAGUCAAGAAAUUCGAAGCAACAAUCUAUGUGCUAACCAAGGAAGAAGGAGGAAGAAGUACACCUUUCCAAAACAACUACAGACCACAAUUGUUCGCACGUACAGCCGAUGUUACCGUUUCAUUGACACACACUGGAUCUGAUGCAGAUGAAAAGUUGGUCAUGCCAGGAGACAAUGUUACUUUGAUCGGAGAUUUGGUUCAUGAAGUUGCAUUGGAACAAGGAAGUCGAUUCACAUUGCGUGAAGGAGGAAAGACUGUUGGUACCGGUGUUGUAUCCAAGUUGCUUUGA